Molecule: messenger RNA, 4712 nt
Organism: Oncorhynchus keta (chum salmon)
Lineage: Eukaryota; Metazoa; Chordata; Actinopteri; Salmoniformes; Salmonidae
Product: cadherin-related family member 1-like
Exons: 18
Coding region: 1-3216 (1071 amino acids)
Biological process (GO): homophilic cell-cell adhesion
Cellular component (GO): plasma membrane; catenin complex
Molecular function (GO): calcium ion binding; cadherin binding
Source: RefSeq, a predicted model, not a curated record
AUGCACCUGUGCUUUCAGAUCGAAGAUGCCUUCGACCUGUCACCCUACACUGAAGGAAUCUUCAACUGUGACAGCACAGGCCCCAUCAACUUGGAUCACAAGGAGACCAUAAUAAGGAGACAGCUCGAUAAAUUAUAUGGGGAGAGAAAGUCACCCCAGGAGUCAUAUGGGGAGAGAAAGUCACCUCAGGAGCCAUAUGAGGAGAGAAAGUCACCCCAGGAGCCAUAUGAGGAGAGAAGGUCACCCCAGGAGUCAUAUGAGGAGAUAAAGUCACCUCAGGAGCCAUAUGAGGAGAGAAAGUCACCCCAGGAGCCAUAUGAGGAGAUAAAAUCACCUCAGGAGCCAUAUGAGGAGAGAAAGUCACCUCAGGAGCCAUAUGAGGAGAUAAAGUCACCUCAGGAGCCAUAUGAGGAGAUAAUGUCACCUCAGGAGCCAUAUGAGGAGAGAAAGUCACCUCAGGAGCCAUAUGAGGAGAGAAAGUCACCUCAGGAGCCAUAUGAGGAGAGAAAGUCACCUCAGGAGCCAUAUGAGGAGAUAAAGUCACCUCAGGAGCCAUAUGAGGAGAGAAAGUCACCUCAGGAGUCAUAUGACACCUAUGGACUCCUCUGGCAAACUGACUACGCUCCCUAUUUCCAUGACAACGGACCGAGCAGCACCAAUGGGAAUAUGGCUCUGUUCAGUAUCUCAGAAGACACAGAAGUCGGAACACAGCUAUAUAUCCUAAACGGUACCGACCCAGAGGGGGAUGCCGUGUGGUUUGGCCUGACCUUUGAGAAGGGCACCAGAGAAUACCUGAGAGUGGACCCUAAGUCAGGAAACAUAACUCUCAUUCAGGAACUAGACAGAGAGAAACAAGGUGAAAUCUUGGCUUCUGUUAGCAUAACAGAUGGUCGGAAUAAGGUUGUCGAGACGAUACGGGUGUUUGUCACCGACGCCAACGAUGAGCAACCAGAGUUCCAGAACCUGCCUUUCACCGUCGACGUCCCCGAGGACACCGCAGCUGGAAGCAGCAUUUACAGAGUACAAGCGGUGGAUAAAGACAUGGGCUCUGGAGGCAGUGUCAACUACUACUUACUGGGCACCACUACUACCAGGUUCACCAUGGACGGCCACAGUGGGGUCCUGCGGAUCAAACCAGGCGAGACACUCGACUACGAGACCACAGCAACACACUUUGUGAUAGUGGUUGCCAAGGAUGGGGGCGGGCAGUACAAAGGGAAGCAUCAGGUGCUGACAUCUACAGCCACCAUAACCAUCAACGUCCUCGACGCCCAAGACACUCCUCCAGCCUUCGUUGGAACUCCUUACUUCGGCUACGUCUACGAGGUCUCACUUCCUGGUUCUGAAAUAUCCACUGUGUUUGCCAAAGAUGGAGAUGAAGGAAACCCUAAUCCUAUUCAUUACUCUAUUACCAAUGGCAGUGAGGGUGUCUUCACCAUCAACAGCACAAGUGGUUGUAUCAGCCUAACAGCUUAUCCAGUCACGCUGAGGAAGGAAUUAUAUGAAAUCCAAGUCAAAGCCACUGAGCUGGGGCCGAGUGAGGAGCUGUUGGACUACUAUACCAUGACUGUGGUGACGGUUCGAGUGGUGGACCUCAACAACCACCCUCCUACCUUCUACGGAGAGAACGGGCCCCAGAGCCAGUUUGAGGUGACCAUGUAUGAGCACCCUCCAGAGGGGGAGAUCCUCAGGGGGCUGAAGAUAACGGUCAACGACUCUGAUCAGGGUGCGAACGCUAAAUUUAAACUGAGGUUGGUGGGGCCUGGUCGUGUACUCAGAGUGGUGCCCCAGACGGUCCUCAAUGAAGCACAGGUCACCGUCAUCGUUGAAGACUCUGCUGGCAUCGAUUACGAAAAAGGCAAAUCCUUAACAUACAAGUUGCUAGCGGUGGAGAUUGACACCCCUGAGAGGUUCAGUGCGACAGCUGAUAUUGUGAUUCAUCUUUUGGACACCAAUGACAACACCCCCAGGUUCACCUCGGAGUAUUACAUCGCACGUAUCCCGGAAAACUCCCCCGGAGGCUCCAACGUAGUGUCUGUCACCGCCAAUGAUCCAGACUCUGGCCUUUGGGGUGAAGUCAAGUACUCCAUCUAUGGAUCCAGAUAUGAUCUGUUUCUCAUCCAUCCGUCUUCAGGCGUCAUAUACACCCAGGCCUGGGCCAUUCUGGAUGCUGAGGUCAAGUCCAAGUACAACUUCUACGUGAAGGCAGAGGACACAGAGGGAAAGUACAGCCUGGCGGAGGUGUUUGUCACUGUCCUGGACAUCAACGACCACGUUCCAGAGUUCGAUGACAGCCUUGUGGAGAUGACCAUGGUCAUUGGUGCACCUGUUAAAGUAAAGGCAAUAGAUGGCGAUGCAGGGUCGCCCAAUAACAUCAUUGAGUAUUCCAUCAUGCAAGCUGAGCCGGACAACAUCUUCGACAUCAACGCAGAGACUGGAGAGAUCAACCUGAAGUCGUACAUCAAGUCCAUGGAGAUCGUGCAGAACAUCACCAAGCAGAAGGACUGCAGGUGGUCUCUGGUGGUCCAAGCCCGGGACCGAGGGUCUCCAUCCUUCAGCACUACCGCCGUGGUCAACAUCGACAUCACUGAGGCGACUCAAGUCAAUGGGCCUAUGGCAGACUUUUUAUUGCAAAGUAGGGACAACCCAAUGAAGGCCCUUGGCAUGGUCGCUGGUGUCAUCAGCAUAUUGGUAGGGAUCACUGUCUUGAUCUCCACGGCUACGUUCUUGCGCAACACCAAGUCCAACAGGAUAAUGCCGGCACGUCGCAUCGUCAUCAGACGGAGACCGCCAAGGGACCGCAAGCCGUGGACUUUUAACGUACCGUUCCGUGGUAGCGGAAAUGACUCGGCAAACAAGUUCGUUGUAGGCGACCAGGAAGCAGGGAGUGUCAACGUAAACCUCAACAACAAAGACGGCUCCCGGUGUUCCAGGUCAAAACCCAAGCCUACGCCCCCUAGAGCUCCCUGCCUGCCCCCUCCAUCAUGCCCUCCUCCGUCCUCCAACCCCAGGCCCAGUGAGAGGCCCCGGCACUGGGCAGCAGUGCCCACCGUCUCUGGGGGCCUGACCUCCACUGGUUCCAGGAGAUCCAGCCAGAGCAGGGAAAUCAACAUCAGCUCUGACACUUCUAGGAUCCCAGUCAGCUCAGCCCUGGUCUCUGAACUCAAAAUGAGACUAGAGCAGAAAAUCAUUGAGAGCAACUCAAGCUAUUAUUAAAUCUGAUUGUUGUAGUGUGUUUUCACUCUAACCAAUCUGUCAGUAAUUGUCUCGACUUCUGAAGGUUACUCAGUCCUAGGAUUGUAAAACUGCAAAUGUAAAGGAAGGUUGAGGACAGCAUGUUCAUUUCCUUUAAAAUGUUAUUGACGACACAAUUUCAAAGCAAGUCCUUUGUCAAAGCAAUGUUGCAACACAUUUUACUGAACCUAUUUAAUCCAACCACUUCUACAUGUGUUCUUAAAGAUGUUAACAUCAAGUUGGAUACUUAGGGCCCUGGUCCAGAAUAGUGCAGUAUUUAGGGAAUAGGGUGCCUCUUGGGAUGCAGCAUUAGAAAUACCUAGACAUGUUUCUGCGCUGCCAUCUUGAAGAUCAUGUAAUGGGAUCCUUGUUAGAUAAAUCUUUUGCAUUGCUGCCAUCCUGAGGGAAACAACAUGUUAACAAGAAUGUCCGAGGGGGAACUACUGAGCCAUGUCUGAGGGAAGGAUUACUGCGCAUUUAUGUGUAUACAGAACUGAACGUGUGUUCCUGACAUUUCCUGAAAAGUUGUAUUUUAUUUGCUUAAGAUCAUGCAAUGUUUUCAUUAAUAGUGCUAUAAUAUAGAAUACGGAUCAAUGUGUAAACUAUGUUGCCUGGCAAAUGUACUCACUUUGACUUGUGCAUCAAAGUGAUAAUGCAGCUAACGGUAUAGAAGACUAUAAUCUAUAAAAUAUGAGAUAUUCUUGAGAGGAUAAAUGCCGUUGCUUUUAAACAUGAAGUGCUCAUAGACCUCUGAAGUGACAUUAUUUUUAUUUGAUUUUUUUCUUUCUUCAAUUUAAAGUUUUAUUUCGUUUUCUUUAGUGUUUCAAUCAACCAACAAAACACAUUCCACAUUCACAGAUGUGACAGACUUUAAAAAAAAAAUAUAUAUAAAAAAAACAACUGACAAUAAUAAUAAAAAAAAAAUGUAAAAAAAAUGUUAAAAAAAUAAAUAAACUUGCAGCAGCACUAUCAAGGUUCUUGUUAGCUAUUUCCAACCUUAGCUGAGACGACGAGCAAAUAAUUUGUUUUAACAGCACCCUACACAACAUGGAUCUGCUCAUUUCCCCUAAUCACCACAUUCACUCUGUCCAAUAUGAAAUAUAGCUGAGUAGUGGGGACCAGAGUCUAUCAAACUUGGUUCUGUCUCUUGCGGAGGUCAUACGUGAGCUUUUCAAGAAGAAGAAAGUCAACAAUCUGGUCAGUCCACAUGUUAAAUGUAGGAGAAGUAUUAGUGUAGUGACGUUCUAAUGGUGUUGGUCGUAUUUUGAAGUAGAGACGAUAGAGAGACGGUAGAGAUAGAUAGAAGAUUCUGAAGCUCUUGUUUCAAAUCACUUGCUUUUUCUUCUUAAAUGAUUUUGCAUUUAUAAAGGGUCAUCUUUUAAUUGGGUGGAUUACUGUUGGAUUGGUGUUGGAUGGGUGGUGGAUUACUGUUGGAUUACUGUUGGAUUGGUGUUGGAUUGGUGUUGGAUUGGUGUUGG